AUGAAUUUUAUCAAUUCCAUUACAUCAACUCUUAGUGCUAUCACUCCAACCCAGUACGGAUAUGGUGCUCUGGGUUUAUUAGGUCUUUAUUUUGGCAAGAAAUAUUUCAAUGGCGGUACAGUUAGUGCUGAUCUGUUGAAGAGUAAUCUUUCGGGAAGGAUUGUUAUUGUUACUGGUGCUUCGAUGGGAGGUAUUGGUUAUGAAACAUCAAGAGUAUUGCAUAGUUUAGGAGCUACCGUUAUUCUAGUUGUUAGAAAUGAACAGGCAGGUAAAGAAGCAAGAGAAGCUAUUUCCAAACAAAAUGGACAUGCUGACAGAUUGGUUGUCAUGUUAAUGGAUUUGACUGAUUUGGAAUCUGUUAAGAAGUUUGCUCAAGAAUUCAAAUCUAAAUUCAAUCAAUUGGAUAUUUUGAUUAAUAAUGCUGGAGUUAUGGCUUGUCCUCAUUCAACAACCAAACAAGGAAUUGAAAUUCAAUUUGGAUGCAACCACCUCGGCCACUUCUUACUCACUCUCUUACUUUUGGAUAUGAUUAAGAAAUCAAAUGGAAAAGUUAUUAACUUGUCAUCCUUGGCAGCUAAUUCAAGUGUAAGCUUUGUAAACAAAUAUGCCACCUUUGCUAUGGAUACAUUGAAAGGUGACUGUAAACAAACUAUGUCAACUCAUUCACUCUACAAGAGAUCCAAGCUUGCAAAUGUAUUGUUCACUAAAAAGUUGAGUAGAGAAUUAGCUUUGGAUACUACUACCACAGCUCAAACCUAUUCUUUACACCCCGGAGCGGUUAGCACGAAUCUCGGACGCUGGCUUGGAAGAGCUGUUACCUUUAUCUUAAUGACUAUCAUGUAUCCAAUCAUGUGGUUCUUGUUAAAAUCAGCUCACCAAGGUGCUCAAACAACUCUUCAUCUCGCCCUUUCUGAUAAAUCCAAGUUAAAACCUGGAAGCUAUUACAGUGAUUGCCAUGAAAAUAUUGGAAAUCCAUGUGAAGAUUCAAUUGAAUUACAAGAUCGUUUGUGGAAUAAUAGUAUUGAAAUUUGUAAAAAAUAUCUUGAGUAA
This is a messenger RNA of Naegleria gruberi, 1050 nucleotides long. RefSeq lists its product as uncharacterized. The transcript has 2 exons. Bases 1 to 1050 code for a protein of 349 amino acids. Lineage: Eukaryota; Heterolobosea; Eutetramitea; Acrasida; Naegleriidae. The record is from RefSeq and is a predicted model, not a curated record.